Messenger RNA from Rosa chinensis, 2344 nucleotides. Its product is annotated as U-box domain-containing protein 52. The record is from RefSeq and is a predicted model, not a curated record. Gene Ontology annotation, biological process: protein phosphorylation. The transcript is spliced from 7 exons. Bases 64 to 1968 code for a protein of 634 amino acids. Lineage: Eukaryota; Viridiplantae; Streptophyta; Magnoliopsida; Rosales; Rosaceae. Gene Ontology annotation, molecular function: ATP binding; protein kinase activity.
AUUACACCAAAUUCGAUCCGCAAAAGAUUCAAAUUUACAGAUGUACCGAGCAGUGUGAUAAAAAUGACGCCAGAAUUUUGCUCUGUUUAUGUCAUCGCUAAAGGAAAAAUCUCAUCUAUGCGAUGCUCCACCGUAGCACCGCCACAGCCUCCUCCACGUAGUAAUCAUCAAAUGCAACACCAUCCCAGCAAUGUUUCUGAAGCAAGUGAUUCGCAUUUCAUCUGCACCCAGAAGCCUAACAGCAGAGCAUCAGAGAGGUUGCAUUAUCAAUCGGGUAGCCAGCAGUUUGAUGAAAUCAAGUCACCAUUCACUAGAGGAAGACCUUCGAUGGACAGAUCAUUUGAGCUCCCACCAGAUAGUGACAUAUCAUUUGUGAGUACUGGAAGACCAAGUGUGGAUCGCAUGUAUCCUUCUUUCUAUGAUAGUAUGGAUUCAGGGAGGAACUCUCGACGUUUGAUUGGCUCAGAAACGGAAAACAGAAGCUCUGUGUCAUCCAACCCGAGAAGCAAGCAUUUUAUGGAAAUCAACUCUCCACAACUUGAAUUUUCACCAUCCUCAGUUGAUAGUGGAAACUCUUGGUUGUCACAAAAUAAUAAUAAUAAUUUGGAAGAGGUGGAGCUUGAGAUGAGGAGGCUCAGGCUAGAGCUCAAGCAAACAAUGGAGAUGUACAAUACAGCGUGCAAAGAAGCACUGACAGCAAAACAUAAGGAAAAUGAAUUUAACCGGUGUAAAAUGGAAGAAGGACAAAGAUUAGAACAGGCGCGACUAGCUGAGGAAGCUGAAUUGGCACUUGUAGAGAGGGAGAAAGCAAAAUGCAAGGCAGCGAUUGAAGCAGCUGCAGCAGCUCAAAGGCUUGCUGAACUGGAAGCGCAAAAGAGGAGGAACGCAGAAAUGAAAGCCCUUAAAGAAUCUGAAGAGAGGAAGAAGACACUUGAAGCAAAGUCAUAUGAUGUUAGGUACAGGAAGUACACAAUUGAGGAGAUUGAAGUGGCAACAGAUAAAUUUUCACUAGCUCGCAAGGUUGGGGAAGGAGGCUAUGGGCCAGUAUACAGAGGUGAACUGCAUCAUACACCAGUUGCUAUAAAAGUUCUACGUCCGGAUGCAGCUCAAGGGCGAUCGCAGUUCCAGCUAGAGGUUGAAGUAUUGAGCUGCAUACGACAUCCAAACAUGGUUCUCCUUCUUGGAGCUUGUCCAGAGUACGGUUGUUUAGUCUAUGAGUACAUGGCUAAUGGGAGCUUGGAAAAUCGUCUAUUUCACCGAGGUAACACCCCGGCUAUUCCUUGGCAACUAAGGUUUCGAAUUGCUGCAGAAAUUGCAACGGGGCUGUUAUUCCUUCAUCAGGCUAAGCCAGAACCCCUUGUGCACCGUGACUUAAAACCUGGCAACAUAUUGCUAGAUAAUAACUAUGUGAGCAAGAUUAGUGAUGUAGGUUUGGCUAGACUUGUGCCUCCAUCAAUAGCUGAUGCGGUCACACAGUAUCAUAUGACAUCAACAGCUGGAACAUUUUGCUACAUUGAUCCAGAGUAUCAGCAAACAGGCAUGCUUGGAACAAAAUCUGAUAUCUACUCACUAGGUGUGAUGCUUCUACAAAUCAUUACAGCCAAACCACCAAUGGGUUUGACUCAUCAUGUAGAGCGGGCUAUUGAGACGGGAAGCUUUAGUGAGAUGCUUGAUCCUGCAGUUCCUGAUUGGCCAGUUGAGGAAGCCUUGAAGUUUGCCAAACUUUCUUUACAGUGUGCUGAAAUGAGAAAAAAAGACCGACCCGAUCUUGGGAAGGUUAUACUGCCUGAGCUUAACAGAUUGAGAGCCCUCGCCGACGAUAGCUUCCAAUGUGUUAUGUUUGGCGGAAGUGGAGUACUCUCACCAAAUCAAGACUCAAAUUCUACAUCACAAGAUGUCAUAAGUCGACCACAAUCUGGAUAUGAUAGCUUGAGGAGUCGUACUUCGAGCACAUCAUCUCAUUCUUAAAGAAGUAGAUGAUUCUCAAAUUCAGACUUUUUUCCUUUGUUGAUGGAAACUCAGCUUCUCAACUUUGUUCUUGAGGAGUCGUACUUCGAGCACAUCAUCUCAUUCUGAAAGAAGUAGAUGAUUCUCAAAUUCAGAAUUUUUUCCUUUGUUGAUGGAAACUCAGCUUCUCAAAUCUGAACUUUGUUAAUGUAUUUCAUCUUUUUGUCAUUACCCUGGAACAAUGUAACAAAAGUCUUAUAUAUCCAAGCCAAUUCGACAAGUCAACUGCAUAACUAGAGCUACCUUCAGAAUUUGUUUGUACAAAUUCGACUGUAGCUAGUCAAGUUCUUAUCGCAUCCUGUAGGAGGCCCACCAGAUGUGUCAAAUGAAGAGAAUU